Neospora caninum is the source of this 1749-nucleotide messenger RNA. RefSeq lists its product as hypothetical. The transcript is spliced from 15 exons. The coding region runs from base 1 to 1749 and encodes 582 amino acids. NCBI's taxonomy places the organism in Eukaryota, Apicomplexa, Conoidasida, Eucoccidiorida, Sarcocystidae. The record is from RefSeq and is a predicted model, not a curated record. Gene Ontology annotation, molecular function: oxidoreductase activity, acting on the aldehyde or oxo group of donors, NAD or NADP as acceptor.
AUGAAAGACCUCGACCGAGGCGUGCGCCUCGUCGCGGCGCAAAAGGACGCUUGGGCUUCCCUCAGUCCUCAGGAGAAACUCGCAAUCAUUGACGAACUGAUGGAUCGGCUGCAAGCUUUUUCCACGGACCUCCAUGAGGCUUCGAUCGAAAAACGAGAUGAACCGGAGCGUGUGCCGAGGGACGACAGUCCAUCGCAAACAGCAGGGGGAGGCGAAGCCUCACGGGCAACUGGAGAACUCGAAGGAGGAUUUGCGUGCCUCGUAGGCAUUUGGUUGAGCGUCAUCCGAGAGUACUUUGAAGCGGUCGUCGCCACAGGGAAACCGCCGCCGCCUCUCGCUGCAAAGCCCGCGGAGGGCGGAACAGCGAACGGCGAGGGCGAGGCCUCAAACCAGAGGCCGACUCGACAUUUUGUAAAGGUUGGCCCCAAGGGUUUACUCUUCACCACAUUGCUGACCUUUGGGUCCAUGGAACUUCUCGUCGAAGGCGCCGUCGAGCAAGAGCUUCUUCACGAGCGCCCUGGAAACGUCGUUGCCAUUCUUGGGGCCGGCAACUUUGAUGCGCCAAUCGACGUGCUGACCUCGCUGUUUGUGGAGAACAGCGUUUGUGUGUACAAGAGCAGUCCGUUCAAUCCACGUGUGGCGCCAGUGGUGGAGCAGAUUUUCAAGCCUCUGUUCGACCGUCACUUUCUUCUUUUCGUCGAGGGCGACGUGAAACAGGGCGAGGCGCUCCUCCACCACGAGUGCGUGACGAAGUGGUACAUGACAGGGUCUAUCGCCACAGCCAAUCGGAUUCUCUGGGGCAAGCCGACGCCGCCGCCCCAGACUGAGCCUGCGCCGAAGCCUCUCCUCGACAAACCGUUCACAGCCGAGCUCGGGUCUUGCACGCCAUCUUUAGAGUGGCCUCAGCGCCCCGUGGCUGGGGCGCCAGGGCGCGCCUCACGUGUCCUGCGCGAUGCUCAGCUCCUGUGCGUGGCCGUCUACGAGAGCGCUACAGUGGCACGCACGACUGAGCCUCUUUCCACUGCGCCUCUGCAGAACCUCGCGGCGGGGCUCCUCUACAACGGCGCUCACAUUUGCGUUCAUCCCCAGAUCGUCGUCACCUGCAAGAACUGGCCGCAAAGGGAAACUUUCCUCGACCUCGUGCGGCACUACCAGCGAGAGACGCUGUACGUGGGCUGCUACUAUCCCGACUACGCCGAUCGCAUCCGAACUGCGAGGACGAGACUCAUUGAAAUGGGGCGGAAACCCGAGGACUUUGAGAUUCCGGUCUCCGUUCCUCUCUCGGGGCGUUUCGCCCAUGCGGAAAUGAAGUCCGUCAUUUUUGUGACGGAUAUGCCGGAAGACAACUUCGUUGCUGUGGAGGAGAUGUUUGCGCCUGUCUGUGCAGAAGUGGCUCUCGACACGCCUGCCACAGUUGCAGAAUUUUUGCCCAAGGCGGUACAGUACGUGAACGAGAAGGUGCGUGGAACGUUGUCUGUGAGCGUCUCCGUGAAGCCAAAUGGACCGAAAGAUGAACAGGCCGUAGAAGAUGCGAUCGUGGAUCUCCGCUACGGCUCCGUCCACGUCAACACGUUGACGAUGCUGGCGAUCGCCUUCCCGAGCCUCAUCUGGGGAGGGCACCCUGGCGGUUCUCUCUUGGAUCUUCAGUCCGGCAUUGGAGUUUACGGCAACUGUUACGGCUUCAAACGCCCCAUCAAGUCGGUCCUCCGAGCACCUUUCCUCAACUUCACUCAGUUGCACGACCAGUAA